This is a messenger RNA of Agrilus planipennis (emerald ash borer), 1030 nucleotides long. RefSeq names its product solute carrier family 25 member 35-like. The record is from RefSeq and is a predicted model, not a curated record. Lineage: Eukaryota; Metazoa; Arthropoda; Insecta; Coleoptera; Buprestidae. The coding region runs from base 512 to 1030 and encodes 172 amino acids. The transcript is spliced from 4 exons.
AUUGGAGUACGUAUAACAUUUUGGCACAGUUUUCAGAGAAUAGUCAACGUACAAUCACUACAACUAUUGAAAUAUGCAAACGAUUACAGCAUUUACAUUGUGAUAAAAAAUGAUAACUUUUUCUCUCGUUUAUUUACUGUGUAUUACACAAUGUGUUUAAAUAUGUUAAAUUUGAAAUAUUUGUUACUAUGGUAUUAUUUUCCAGCACUCCUACUUGUAUAUAUAAGAAAAGUACCUACCUAUUAAUAUGUAAUUUAUUAUCUACUUAGGAACUGUUUUUAAUAAGGGUUUUUGCUGAUAGUAACAUUUUUUUUCGUUUAAUACGUAGCAGUACUUUCAACACACUAGAAAAGUAUAAUUUCUAUUUAUAAAUAGGUGGAAGAUAAUUUGGGUAAACACAAAACUGGCAGGAGGCCAAUAUAAUUAGCGAUGCAAUGCAGCGAAGAUACAAAGAGUCUGAAGAAAAUCAAAUGAAUUCAGUUUUUUUAAACAAAAAAAGAACAAAACAAUAAUGGUUGAUGUGACGGAUUUUAUUAUCGGUGGCCUGUCGGCUGGAUGCGCUGGUUUUUUCAGUAAUCCCUUAGACGUUCUAAAAACCCGGAUGCAACUACAAGGAGAAUUAAAAGCAAGAGGGUUGCAAAAGGGGGUGGUAGCAGCCGUCAUUUUGCAUUCAAUCAGAAACUGUAUUAGACUGGGACUGUACCAGACUGCAUUAAAAAAGGGAAUUCUCACAGAUGAAAAUGGAAAAACUGUUUUCUAUAAGAGUUUCAUCAUCAGUUCCGUCUGUGGAGCUGCAGGCGCCUUCGUGGGAAGUCCCUUAUUCCUGAUAAAAACACAGUUGCAAUCACAAGCCGUUCAACAAAUCGCAGUUGGCUUUCAACACAAUCAUCGUGGAGCGAUAUCAGCAUUAAAAACAAUUUACAGUCAGCACGGGUUGCGUGGUUUAUGGAGGGGAGCGAACGGUACAGUGAUAAGAGCGGUGGCAGGUUCCUCUGCACAGUUAACAUCUNUUAUAGUAAUUCGUCGGUGA